This is a messenger RNA of Pocillopora verrucosa, 3304 nucleotides long. Its product is annotated as DDB1- and CUL4-associated factor 7. Gene Ontology annotation, cellular component: nucleus. Gene Ontology annotation, molecular function: protein binding. The record is from RefSeq and is a predicted model, not a curated record. Lineage: Eukaryota; Metazoa; Cnidaria; Anthozoa; Scleractinia; Pocilloporidae.
UUGCCGUGCUGAAUGCCUUUGUUUAUUUCUGCCAGCUUGCCGUCCGGUGUAUUUUGGUUUUGAAUUUUGGCCUUCGCCAUGGCCAUGAUCGCUACUGCAACAGGUGUUUCAACGAAAAGGAAAGAAAUAUACAAAUAUGAUGCGCCAUGGACGAUUUAUGGCAUGAAUUGGAGUGUUAGACCAGACAAGCGUUUUAGGCUUGCUCUGGGAAGCUUCGUUGAGGAAUACAACAACAAAGUUCAAAUAAUUUACCUUGACGAAGAGACGGCGGAAUUUGUAGUUCGAGCGACUUUUGACCAUCCAUACCCGACAACGAAAAUCAUUUGGAUACCCGAUAGUAAGGGUGGCUAUCCUGAUUUAGUUGCAACAUCUGGAGACUAUCUUAGAGUAUGGAGGGUCAGUGACUCUGAAGUGCGUCUGGAAUGUCUUCUGAAUAAUAAUAAGAACUCUGAUUUUUGUGCUCCACUGACAUCUUUUGACUGGAAUGAGGUGGAUCCAAAUCUAUUGGGGACAUCAAGUAUUGAUACAACAUGUACCAUAUGGGGACUGGAGACAGGUCAAGUUAUUGGAAGGGUGAACAUGGUGUCAGGACAUGUCAAGACUCAACUUAUUGCACACGAUAAAGAGGUGUAUGAUAUUGCUUUUAGUCGUGCUGGUGGUGGAAGGGACAUGUUUGCUUCUGUUGGAGCUGAUGGUUCAGUCAGGAUGUUUGAUCUUAGGCACCUAGAACACUCUACAAUAAUCUAUGAAGAUCCACAACACAGUCCGUUGUUAAGAUUAUCAUGGAACAAACAGGAUCCUAACUAUUUAGCAACUUUCUCUUUGGAUGCAAUGGAGGUGAUAAUAUUAGAUGUUAGAGUACCAUGCACACCAGUGGCAAGGUUAAACAACCACAGAGCCUGUGUAAAUGGCAUUGCAUGGGCUCCACAUUCAUCUUGUCAUAUCUGUACAGCAGGUGACGACCACCAAGCCUUGAUCUGGGACAUUCAACAGAUGCCACGAGCCAUUGAGGAUCCCAUUUUAGCUUACACUGCAGACGGAGAGAUUAAUCAGAUUCAGUGGGCGAGCACACAGCCAGACUGGAUUGGCAUCUGCUACAACAACAACUUGGAGAUUCUAAGAGUAUAAUAAUGUAGAAGGAACUUACCUGUAUUGAGGAUGGAAGUUUGGUAUCCCUGUUCAUUCAUGGAUAUGGUCUUGGGAAUUGAGAUGUCUGUCCAUUUCUGGGACAAGUUGUAAGUGUCUCUUGCAGGUCUCUUGUGCCCAUAUUUUCUUAUACAAUGUUUUACUUUGUUGAGACAUACAGAAUUUGCAAAACUAGGAUGCUUGAUGGUGGAGUCUUCUGGUGCCAGUGAGGAUAGUCUGGACAUAACUACUGUUGGUGACAGAGAAGGGUACUUUGACAACCUGAGAGAAAUUUAUCAUCAAUUGACUUUAGUGAUGACUUCCUUUCAGAGUUUUUAAGCAGCCGUCACUACCAAUGACAACAGUCCUUUCCAUGCCUUCCCUCAUGCAGGUGUCAGAACAUGCAAUUUAUUGUUAUCAUGGCUCAAACCAUAUCCUAAAUUAGAGCAAUGAUUCUCCUUUUCAGUUUAUUACUCUGCUAACCUUUUCACACCCAAGAUCUCAGUUAAAAUUCUCCUCUCUGAUGUCUACUUGUUCCUGAUAAUUGUAGCUCAGAGAAUUAUUUUGGUGUCAACCCUUUAAAUCCCAAGAUCUCAUUUUUAGUUCACCCCUAGCUGCAGCAGAAUUCCUUUUAUAUUAGUUGCAAGAAUUUGGUGGUAGAUCAGGAAAACAAGUCCUACCAGAUAAGUUUGAGUAUUCUCAUUACCUGUUUUCUGGACAAUGUAUUGAUAUCAGAGAGAGAAGUUACAUAUUGAUCACCAGCAGGAGUUUAAGGUUAAAUUAGAUAACAUCCUCCUGUUGUUCUUUUUCCAUAUUCUCAUCGCCUUUCUGGUUGAUGUUGUAUUGAUAUGGUAAGGGGAAAUUAGUUAUUGGUCACUUGUGGUGGUGAAAGAGUUAAUAGAGAGUUUUUUGUUUACUGCUGUCUUAUAGAUAGCCUCUCUGAGUUCAGGCAAGAUCCUUCUACCCAUGUUUUCUUGUUUGUUUAUCUCAAGACAAUGUAGAUGUCAUAUAUUUUCUAAUCUUGCAGACAGUUAUAAUAUUUUUGCUCACGUGCUCUGUACAUGUAGAGAUGAUAUAAAUGUAGUGCAAUGCUUCUGAUUUCCUUUGUAUAGCAGAGCAUUUCCUACGUGUAGUUAAUAACAGGUAAUAGAUUACAUGUUGUAUAAAUGUACAGUAGACUAAUUUAAACUUGAACAUGUACAAGAGGAGAUCAAUUUUUUUGGUUUUUGAUUCUUUUUUUUCAAAAGUCCGUAAACUCGAAACAAUAGGUGAUACUCAGUAGUCUUUUAGUUUAACGGAAUUGAUUAAAGUAGUGGGUGACUAUCAAAUUCCUUUUUAGCUGGAAGUUUACUGAGAGAAAACAAGUACUUUGCUGAAAAAGGAAAAAAUCAUGGGCAAUCAAGUUAGAAUUAAUAGUUUGUUUCCUUGUAUUUGCAUUAGUCAGUUUUGAUUUAAUGGCCCAUUAACAAUCAACGCAUGAUAACUAGAAGCAACAUUUAAAGAUUGGACUUAAUUUUCAAAGCCUUAUUUGUUGGGCGGUGGAAAUAUCAACGAAGCAACAUUGUAUAGUCUAAAUUAACUUAAAUAUUCAUCAAUUCUCUUUGUUAACAUUUAGGGUAGCAUAAGUUCAUUGUAAGCUACGUGACAUUUUAAAUUGAAGUCAUAGAUUGCCUUGUUUCUGUGUAUAUUUAGAUAAAGUGAAAUAUAUAUUAGUUCUUCUAUUAAGUUUAAUAUAACAAUAAAGUUUAUGUUCGCGGGCAUUAAAUUGUUGUGGGCCACUCAGAUUCAUUUGGACUCGAGCAGCUUAGCAAGGGUUAAAAUGACUCUGAAAGGGGUCCAAAACAUAUUUAUGCCCAAGUAUGUAAAGUGUAUUGCUAUUGUUAUCACUUUGAAGGGCAUUGAAGUAAUAGACACUGAAAAAAGACAACAAAAACGGGUUAAAAUAUAUUUUUGCUCGCCAAAACCUCCAUUUUAGUUCGCACAAUGCCCGACAAAGUGGGGAUGAUUUUAAAUCUUUUGGUCUUGUUGAUGCAACAACCAGCCGUCCCCUAAGCUUUUGUAAAAUGCCAGCUUUUUCAGCUAGCCGUCUUAGAUAAUCAUUUUACUUAUUUAAGUCGAGAAGCUGGAUUCUUCUUCCUUUGAGCGAUUAUUGGAAAUGUUCUCUAUUUAAGAACUUAUG